This is a messenger RNA of Microplitis demolitor, 4416 nucleotides long. It is a transcript of the gene jar, whose product is annotated as myosin heavy chain 95F. The transcript has 14 exons. Gene Ontology annotation, cellular component: cytoplasm; myosin complex; endocytic vesicle. The record is from RefSeq and is a predicted model, not a curated record. Gene Ontology annotation, biological process: actin filament organization; endocytosis; vesicle transport along actin filament. Gene Ontology annotation, molecular function: ATP binding; actin filament binding; microfilament motor activity. The coding region runs from base 92 to 3832 and encodes 1246 amino acids. NCBI's taxonomy places the organism in Eukaryota, Metazoa, Arthropoda, Insecta, Hymenoptera, Braconidae.
GGCAGUUGAGCGCGGAACCUCGUGCUGUUUGUGUCGGGUGUUUAUCACAGUGAUUACUAAAGUUAUAAACUCAACUUUUGAAGUAAUUACAAUGGACAACCAGCAAGUAUGGGUCCGUGACCAGAAAGAAGGUUUUAUAAUCGGAAAAUUCACGGACAUGGUCGACGGUGACGCAUUGAUUGUUCCUCUGGAUAAAAAAUAUCCUCAACGCACGUGCCCACUCGACGAAGUAUAUCCAGCUGGAGAAUACACCAAAGACGUCGAAGACAAUUGUGCCCUGAUGUACCUGAAUGAGGCGACUCUCCUCAAUAAUAUACGCACUCGCUACUUCAAGGACAAGAUAUACAGCUACGUUGCUAAUAUCCUUAUUGCAGUAAAUCCUUACUGUCCAGUUAAAGACUUGUACUCACGACAAACCAUAAAAGCUUAUCAAGGAAAGUCACUUGGUGAAACACCUCCUCAUGUUUUCGCCAUAGCCGACAAGUCUUUCAGAGACAUGAAAGUACUGAAACAAUCGCAAAGUAUUAUUGUGUCUGGUGAAUCUGGAGCUGGGAAAACAGAAUCUACUAAAUAUUUACUCCGUUAUCUUUGCGAUUUAUGGGGAUCAACUGCUGGCCCUAUAGAACAAAAAAUUCUAGAUGCAAAUCCAGUACUUGAAGCCUUUGGAAAUGCUAAAACAAAGAGGAACAACAACAGCUCUCGGUUCGGUAAAUUUAUGGAAGUGCAUUUCGAUAACAAGUGUCAAGUUGUUGGUGGUUUUAUAUCCCACUAUCUGUUGGAGAAAUCCCGCAUAUGUCUGCAGAGCCCAGACGAAAGAAAUUAUCAUAUAUUUUACAUGAUGUGCGCUGGUGCGCCGACGGAAUUGCGUUCUAAACUUGGUAUCACCAAACCUGACGACUUUCACUAUCUACGAAACGGAUGCUCGCAGUAUUUCUGUAACCAAAAGUCCGAGAAGAAGCUCAAUGAAGCUCAAAAAUCACGAAACCACCUCGAGAAUGGAGGUCUCUCCGACCCAAUUCUCGAUGACGUUGACGGUUUCGAUGCCGUUGAUCAGGCUUUCACUCGUCUCGGACUCACUGAAGUGGAACGAAUGGAGAUCUACACAAUGGUAGCAGCUGUUCUUCAUCUAGGCAAUAUUGUCUUCGAAGAUAAUCCCGAAGACACGCGAGGCGGCUGCAGAAUUGCCGGCACUACUGCCAAGUCCGUUAUAAUGUCAGCUAAACUUCUGGGUGUCGACCCAGAAGAACUAAAAGAGGCGCUGGUGUCCAAAGUGAUGCAGACAAGUCGUGGUGGGUACAAAGGAACUGUUAUCAUGGUGCCUCUCAAGAUAUACGAGGCGAACAAUGCCCGGGACGCUCUAGCUAAAGCAAUAUACAGCAAACUGUUUGAUCACAUCGUAUCCCGCAUAAACAAAAGUAUUCCCUUCAAAGCCUCCAGUUACUACAUCGGCGUACUCGAUAUCGCUGGCUUCGAGUACUUCAAAGUAAACAGCUUCGAGCAAUUUUGCAUCAAUUACUGCAAUGAAAAACUGCAGCAGUUUUUCAAUGAGAGGAUUCUGAAAUUUGAGCAGGAGUUGUACGCCAAAGAGUCGCUGAACAUUCCCAAGAUUUCUUACGUCGACAAUCAAGACUGCAUCGAUCUCAUUGAAGCAAAAACCAAUGGGAUAUUUAGUUUACUAGAUGAGGAAUCGAAAUUACCAACGCAGAGCUUCGCCCACUUUACUAGUGAAGUUCAUCGCACAUGGAAUGGACACUUUAGAAUAACGUUGCCGCGAACCUCGAAGCUAAAAGCUCAUCGCGAGUUGAGAGACGAUGAGGGUUUCGUUAUAAGACACUUUGCCGGCGGGGUUUGCUAUCAGACAAAUCAGUUUAUUGAGAAAAAUAAUGACGCGCUGCAUGCUUCGCUCGAAGGGCUGAUACAAGAGAGCGGUAAUAAUUUUUUGCGCACUCAAUUUGCUAAUCACUCUGCGAGCCAGAAGGGAAAACUUACGUUCAUCAGCGUGGGCAGUAAAUUUAAAACACAGUUGGGUGAACUUAUGGAUAAAUUAAAGAGUAAUGGAACUAAUUUCGUACGUUGCAUUAAGCCUAAUAAUGAAAUGGUUGCUCAUAGCUUUGACGGCAGCAGCAUACUCGGACAAUUACGCUGUUCUGGUAUGACUUCAGUGCUUGAACUAAUGGAACACGGCUAUCCGAGUCGCGUUCCCUUUCAGGAACUCUACAAUAUGUACAAGUCGUAUCUACCGCCGGAGUUGGCUAAACUCGAGCCGCGAUUCUUCUGCGAGGCUCUGCUGCAGAGUUUGAAAUUAAAUAAUAAAGACUUCAAGUUCGGUAUCACUCGGGUGUUUUUCAAACCCGGUAAAUUUGCUGAAUUUGACAGGAUUAUGAAAUCAGAUCCGGAGAACUUGAAGAAACUGGUGGCGAAUGUUAAAAAAUGGCUGCUCAAAUCGCGAUGGAAUAAAAUACAAUUCUGCGCGCUAUCGGUUAUCAAAUUGAAGAAUAAAAUAAUUUAUCGGAGAAAUCAUCUUAUCGUGAUACAAAAAAAUGCUCGAAUGUUUAUUGCUAUGAAACAACACCAGCCGCGUAUCAAGGGAAUUAUGAAAAUAAAAAAUUUGAAAAAUCAACUUAUAGAAAUGCAAGAGAUAGCAAAUCAAUUAAAAGCCACAAGAGAUAAGAGUAUCGAUGACAUCAAAAACUUACAGUCGGAAAUUGAUGUUUCAAUGAAAAAGAUUAAAAUGGAUCAAAAUAUAAAGGCCACGGAAAUAGAUAACUUGUAUGCGAAACUGAGAACUGCUGUCAAUAAUGAAAUGACCAAUCUGCAAGACAAAGUACAGCAGCAAAAAAUCGAGGAGCAAAAGCUGCGUAAGCUCCAAGCGGAAAUGGAGAUUGAAAGGAAAAAAAAAGCCGAAGAAUUGGCUAAGAAGAAAGAAGACGAGGACAACAAAAAGAAAAAAAUGGAGAUUGAAGCGAGAAGAAAAGCCGAGGAGGAGCAAAGAAAGAGACAAGAAGAGGAAGAUCAAAAAGCUGCGCUGAGUCUCCAGGCUCAACUGGAAAAAGAAGCUAUGGAGGAGAGCCAUUACCGUGAACUGAUGGAACAGGAGCGGCGCGAUCACGAUCUAGCUGUCCGACUUGCCCAAGAGUCCAACGGACAAGUCGAAGAUUCACCUCCGCCUAUCAGAAAUGGCUCAGACGUGCGGGUUACCACAACAAACAACAACAGGCUCAACAGGUCAGAGCAAGUGAGAAAUCAUCAGGCAAUGAUGGCUAAUAAAAAAUACGAUCUAUCAAAAUGGAAAUAUUCAGAGUUACGUGACGCUAUCAAUACAUCUUGUGACAUUGAAUUACUAGAAGCAUGUCGUCAUGAGUUCCAUCGCAGACUGAAAGUUUAUCAUGCAUGGAAAGCGAGGAACCGCAGACGCACAACGAUGGAUGAAAACGAACGUGCUCCGAAAUCGAUUAUGGAAGCAGCUGCUAAGUCGUCGCGCAAUCCAUUGAAACACCAGAUAACGGAGUCGUCACAACGAUACUUUCGUAUACCAUUCGUUCGUCCAAACGCAGCAGGACAAACGGAUAAUCCUAAUGCUGGAAGCAAACGUGGCUGGUGGUACGCUCAUUUUGAUGGUCAAUAUGUAGCAAGACAAAUGGAAUUACAUCCAGAUAAACCUCCUAUUCUAUUAGUAGCAGGAAUAGAUGAUAUGCAAAUGUGUGAAUUAAGUUUAGAAGAGACCGGUUUGACCAGGAAACGAGGAGCCGAAAUUCUCGAGCACGAAUUUAAUCGCGAAUGGGAACGUCAUGGUGGCAAACCCUAUAUAAUUCCCGGUGAACGUAAGAAAUGAACUAGAUUAAAUUUUAUUAUCGCGGUUUAUCGGUUUAAUAUAUAUAUAUAAAUAAUAGUAUAUCUCAUUGUGCACUUCAAAACACUACAUGACCAUCGAUAUACCAUUUGUUCAUACGAACAUAAUCUUUUAUUUUCAAUUCAAUACAAUUCAAUUAUUAUUUGCUUUACCUUCAUUAUCUUUUUUGUUAUCAAUAUUAUUACUGUCAAUUAUCCCAUGGGAAACGAGGUCGUAUGUUCAUAUGGCGAAGAAGCUGCAUAAAAAUUACUGCUAAGUAUUUUUCCGUUAUUUUUUUUUUUUUUUCAAGAAUAAUUUAAAUAAAAUAAAUAUUUAUGAGCCACAAAUUUAAUGAGACAUCUCAAUGUCUUCGGUACGUUACUACGUACGUAUAUAAUUAUUAUUGCUAUGUAUAGUUAAAUUUAUAUUUGCUCGCGACAUUAAUAUAUUAUUACACAAUAAAUAAUAAAUAAUUUGAUGAGGGCCAAAAGUAAGACUAAAAAAAAGUUUAAUUAUUAAGAGUAAUAAAAAUAUGUUAUAUUCUGCAUGAUGUUUUGUCUAAAUAAAAUAUCAGUUUCACAUAUGAA